Molecule: messenger RNA, 2012 nt
Organism: Panicum hallii
Lineage: Eukaryota; Viridiplantae; Streptophyta; Magnoliopsida; Poales; Poaceae
Product: cytoplasmic tRNA 2-thiolation protein 2
Exons: 7
Coding region: 49-1437 (462 amino acids)
Biological process (GO): tRNA wobble position uridine thiolation
Cellular component (GO): cytosol
Molecular function (GO): sulfurtransferase activity; tRNA binding
Source: RefSeq, a predicted model, not a curated record
CCCACGCGCCGCCGGCCGCCGCGAACCCUCCUCUCCCUCGCGCCCGCCAUGGCCGCCGCCUCCGCCUGCGGCGGCGCAGGCUGCGGGCCGCACUGCUCCUCCACCUCCGCCGCAGGCGCCGAGGAGGGCGCUCCGGCGGAGAGGAUGGGCCGGCUUUCGAUCGCCGCCGGCGCCACCACCACGUGCGGCAAGUGCGACGGCGGCGGCCCGGCCGUCGCGGUGUCCGGGGGCGCUGGCAUGUGCCGGGAAUGCUUCCGGGCCUACCUGUUCGGGAAGUUCAAGCUUGCCGUCACCAGCAACGCCAUGGUGCGCCCCACCGACGCCGUCCUCCUCGCCUUCUCCGGCGGCCCCGCCUCCAGGGUGGCUCUGCAAUUCAUACACGAGAUGCAGUCCAAGGCAAUCCAGAGCUGGGAGACGAGCAACUUGCAGGCCCUGCCGGCCUUCGGCGUUGGCGUUGGGUUUGUCGACGAGAGUGCCCUUUCAGUGAGGCCAGAACACGAAACUGAGACAGCGACUGAAGAUAUCAAGUCGAUCGUGUCGAGUUUGUCCCCGGGCAAUAAGCAAGUGCAUUUUGCCCCUCUUGAGGACGUGUUCUCAUCCGGAUCAAAAGACAAGGCAGCCAGGCUGAAGGAGGUGCUUGGCAUGAUUGAUGAUGAGACAGGGAGGGACGACUUUGUUCAGUGCUUGCGCAUGCUUUCACUGCAGAAGAUUGCACUGGAAAAUGGCUACACCAAGAUCAUGCUAGGGACAUGCGCUUCUGGAAUAGCAUGUCAUGUGCUAUCUGCCACCGUGAAGGGGCAAGGCUACUCUUUACCAGCUGAUGUCCAAUAUGUCGAUACACGGUGGGAAGUACCUGUGGUUCUUCCACUCCAUGAUUGCCUGGCCCAAGAGCUUAGCUUGCUAUGUGAACUUGAUAGUUUAAAGACGCAGCAACUUCUGGAUAGGCCUUGCAGUGGCAUCAACAGCUUAGUUGCAUCCUUUGUUUCACGGCUAAGGGAAGAGAAUCCUUCUCGAGAGCAUACCAUUUUAAGAACUGCACAAAAGCUUAAGCCAUUCCCUUUUAACAAGUUCUCAGCAAACGGCUAUCAUGAUUUCCUGCCAUCACGGCUUCGUCCCAAGUUUCAUAAUGUUGAUACCAACGAGUCUACUUUCUCAGAGAUUCUCUGCCUGAUAUGUGGAAGCCCGUUCAGUGAAUCGGAACUCCAGAAUUUGGAAAACACGAAGCACAAGGCCCAGAAGAAAAUUGAUCUUUAUACUGCUCAUUGUUGUCAAAGCUGCCAUUUCCAGAUUCUACCAGCUGCUACAGAUACAUAUGCACAUUUCUUUUCACUACUACCGAAGUUUUGGACUGAGAAAGUGGACGCUACAUCUGCCAGCAAUAGCUCACUAAGAGAUCAGAUAGAGGACUACCUGCUGGAAGAAGAUGAUGUAAACUGAAACUAUCACUUUAGUGAACCCAAACUUGUGAGAAAAGUUGCUUGAUUUCAUGAUUAAAGUUGACCCAGUCACGUUUUUUUCUUCAUAUGGUAACACCAGAGUGCUGGUUUAUACUGACACAUGUUUUACUACUGUUUGUCUGUUGUGCAAGAAAGCCAGAAGAGAUCCCUUUCUGAUUGUACCUCACACAUCAUGCAUAAUACCUAUGGAUAGCAAUGUUUCUCUCCAGUACGGCACUGCUUUAUUCAGAUUUGCGAAACAUCCUUACAAUUAUUGUACAUUACCAUUCUUGACUCGGUCCCUGGUAUUCUGUAAUUGAAAUAGUGAUCAGGCAAACCAUCCCGUGCCAGCAAGUUUCCACUGAUUUUAGAAGACAGCAGAGGUUGGAUAGCUGAAGGUUUCCCACUUCCAUGUGAUUUCAUAUUGAUUGGUCUGUACUGUGCUAACUAUUCUGCCAGCAAAGAUUGUACCAAGAUGAAUUUUGGACCUUUCAUUUUCUGUAUAAAUCUUAUAUUUACUUCUGUUGUAAUCUCUUACCCCUUUGUAUUGGAUUCGAAGGAUACUCUUUAGACUAA